AUGUGCCUAGAAACCCCUCCGCUCGCAGGCCAUGAUGGUUCCUUCGAAGUUGAGCUGGAGAUUAUGGAGCUGCUGCAAGUUACGGAUAAGCCCAACCCGCUCAUUAUCGUUCAAGUUUGCAAAGCCAUACCAGAAGCUCCCCCUGGACUCUUCAACCCCGGUGAAACACUGGUCGCCAAAGUGUUUGAUCCUCUCUUCGUCGACACGGAAGACGAUGUAAUACUACACGAGUUCCAAGGCACACAUAUCCCCAAGCUCUACGGAUCAUUUUCAAGGUCAAUCCCUGUCCCGGAACAGAAAGACUCAAGCCGCGAUGUUCGUCUUAUCCUCAUCGAGCUUGUACCCGGUACUUCAAUGCAACAAGACUACCCAGACCUCUAUUCAACAAAAACUCGGCAGAAAAUCAUAAAGCAAAUCAUCAAGAUUGAAACUCGCUUCUACGCACGAAGCGUUGGACUCACCAAUCUGGCUCCCCGCAACGUCAUGAUGACCGAUGAUGAAGACCCAACCCAGCUUGUUUUCCUGGACUUCGGCGAUACCUACUCCCCUAAUGUACCAAAAGACAUCUCACCCGUUUCAAGAUGGGUUGAUGGCGGACUGAUAUGA
Molecule: messenger RNA, 606 nt
Organism: Penicillium antarcticum
Lineage: Eukaryota; Fungi; Ascomycota; Eurotiomycetes; Eurotiales; Aspergillaceae
Exons: 2
Coding region: 1-606 (201 amino acids)
Source: RefSeq, a predicted model, not a curated record